AUGAUCAAAGCCAAGGCCAAAAAGUGGGUCUUCUUCUUCUUCCUGGACAGAGGCAAUAUUUGCAUCCACCCAAAUAGUCUUCUUUGUAUCCUUUGCUUCUUUUCCUGCAAAAGUUACAUUUCACACAUCAAUGCAGACGCUGAAGAAAUGUCGCAGCCGCCGGCGAAGGAAGACUUUAUAAGCAACCUCAAUGGGACGACGUUGCUUGAAAUCUCCAUUGGCUUACCCCUUGCGCCGUUAUGCGUGCUUUCCAGAGGACUUCUGUUGAUACUCUACUUCCUUCACAAUGGAAAACCUUUAUCUUCAACAAGGGGUCACUUUCUUCUGGACUUUGCUGUUUUGGUUGUUCCGCCGGUGCUUUCCUGCACCGUUUUGGCGCCCGUCCUGCUGUGGGUGAUCCUCUCCAUCGUGGCGUUUUGCGCAGUCUUGGUUUUGACCAUCUACUGUAGGAGAACCAGUUACGCCAAAGUACCUCCUAAGCAAAUCCUAAGCGAUUUUUGGAAUGCACGCUUGGAACCAAUGUAUAUCCCUUCCAUAACCGUGUUCCGGGUAUUCGUCAACAUCUUGACGUCCAUCAGCAUCCUGGCCGUGGAUUUCCCGCAGUAUCCCCGGAGAUACGCCAAAACGGAGACCUACGGGACGGGAGUGAUGGACUUUGGAGUCGGAUCCUUCGUCUUCGGAAACGCUGUGGUUUGUCCAGAGGUUCGGCUGCAACCCGGCGCGGUCCGAAGCAAGUUCUUUUACCUCGUGAGGCAGUUCUUAGCCGUAUGGCCUCUGCUCUUGCUCGGCUUUGGCCGCCUGCUUAGCGUCAAGGCGGUCGAGUACCACGAACACAUGUCCGAAUACGGCGUGCACUGGAACUUCUUCUUCACGCUAGCCGCCGUACGCAUGGGAGCAACCUUGCUUUUGACUCUGUUUCCCGUCCGCAAAGCAUGGGUUGUCGCGACAGUGCUCGCCGUCGUUUACGAAUGUUUCCUCGACCUCCUGCCUCUGAAGGCGUUCAUCUUGCACGGGAGCGAUGGGAAGGAUUCGAGGACCGGGUUCUUCAACGCCAACAGAGAGGGCAUCUUUUCGGUCGUCGGCUACCUCGCCAUCUACAUGGCUAGCGUGCAGAUCGGGUUGUAUUUGUUGAAGAAGCGAAGCGCCGUGCGAGAGUGGUUUGGCGUGAUUCCGGUUUUUCUGUCGGCUGUUGGUCUCCUUUUUCUGGGUCUGGACAUAACCCAGACGUACAUAGACGCCGUUUCCCGCCGGAUGGCGAAUCUCGCGUUUUGCAUCUGGGUGGUGGCACACUGCCUGGUGCUCUUUAGUUGCUUUUUGGUGGCCGACCUCAUUCUGGUGUUCGCAAAACUUCUGGCGGAUGGGGCCGACGUUCCUUGUAGUUGGAGGUUUGCGCAGCCGUCACUGGCACAGAAGAAACGCGAUUUGGUGGGACCACUGGAUACAAAAACCCUUCCUCAAAAUGUGUGUGUGAUCAGCGCUGUUAACAAGAACCAGCUCCUCUAUUUCUUGCUAGCAAACGUUUUAACCGGCAUCGUGAAUUUGCUGGUGGAUACCAUCCACAGUUCCACGUUCGCUGCCAUGUCCAUUCUGCACUUGUACAUGUUGACCAACUGUUGUGUUAUGUAUCUGUUGCAAGCCAAAAAUAUCAUCUUCAAGUGGUGGUAGUCUUAUUACGGCGGUAUCUUGACAAAAAAGGAAGACCUGUACGAACCCCAAAUCUGUGAUUUGGACCAUGGUUUGACACCAUUUUAACUGCCGUCGCUAAAUGGCUCUGGGAUUUUGGGAACUGUAGUUUGUUUAAGGCUGACCUGCUGCUGUAACUUGACGCCAACAUUUUCCGCUUCUCUAGCCGUCCUUCGACAUCCUUCCGGUGUCAAUGCUGCUACAAAAAUAAAAACCCUUUUAAGACUAUGUAAAAAUUAAUAACUUGUCAAUAUAUGCCUGUAUUCAGAAAUAUAAUGCGGAGCCAGUGUGCUCAGAGAUGGGCGUCAUGUACGAAUGGAUUGUUUCCAAACCUCUGAGGAAAUAAAUUAUUACUUUCCUUUAAAAAGAUGGGUGUUGUAAUAUGUUGCAACUGUUAGCUGGGAGCUCUUGAAUUAUAAGUGCCUGCAACGCCAACAAGAACUGGGUCCACAUUAAAAGAUGGCCUGUGAAUGGUUGCUAGAGAGCAAGGGUGCGUCCGCACUGUAGGAAUAAUGC
Messenger RNA from Sceloporus undulatus (fence lizard), 2199 nucleotides. It is a transcript of the gene PIGW, whose product is annotated as phosphatidylinositol glycan anchor biosynthesis class W. The record is from RefSeq and is a predicted model, not a curated record. Gene Ontology annotation, molecular function: glucosaminyl-phosphatidylinositol O-acyltransferase activity. Gene Ontology annotation, biological process: protein localization to plasma membrane; GPI anchor biosynthetic process. Gene Ontology annotation, cellular component: endoplasmic reticulum; membrane. The coding region runs from base 1 to 1665 and encodes 554 amino acids. The transcript has 2 exons. NCBI's taxonomy places the organism in Eukaryota, Metazoa, Chordata, Lepidosauria, Squamata, Phrynosomatidae.